This is a messenger RNA of Thermothielavioides terrestris NRRL 8126, 643 nucleotides long. RefSeq lists its product as uncharacterized. The transcript has a single exon. NCBI's taxonomy places the organism in Eukaryota, Fungi, Ascomycota, Sordariomycetes, Sordariales, Chaetomiaceae. The coding region runs from base 37 to 519 and encodes 160 amino acids. The record is from RefSeq and is a predicted model, not a curated record.
GGCAGUUCGAUCCAGGAUACAGCGCUAGCGGACUGCAUGCCGCGGCUAGCUGAAAGACCGCAGAGAGAUCUUUUGUCAAACAAUCUCUGGCAUUUCUACUCCAUCUGGAACCGCUUCCAGAAGGGUGAACGCGGUCGAGAUGUGCGACAACAGCUGAUCGUAUUCUCCCAACAUAUAGCCAGUUUCCGGUCUCAGGACAGCAGCUUAGCCGAUCGGCUAGAGACACGUCAAGAUCAGGCCCGAGCCAAGCUGUCCACUCCAAACAAGCUGAUUCCAGCAUUCUCGUUGAUUGAUUGCUGCAACCAGGCCCUCAAUGCGGGGGCCGAUGGCAGAAGACGGGGCCAGCUGCUGUCCAGACCAUAUCACAAGGCCUCCCGGUAUCUGACCAUCGGCGCCGGCAUCGUCUACGCGGCCGCUCGCCUCACCAUCAUCGCCCUACUGUUCACGACGCUCAGGUCGGUUCCCGAAGGCGUGUACACCGACACCCCCUGGACGCGCUUCCUGCCAAACAUCUCAUGACAACGCCUCAGCGGUGCAAGCGCCAUCACCACGACAUUAUCACGUCGAGCGGCGGAAACAAGAGUUCAAAGAGAGAACCAUAUUUCACGCAGAGUGUUGGUUUACGCACAUAUACUCGUAACCU